Molecule: messenger RNA, 1473 nt
Organism: Hyaloscypha bicolor E
Lineage: Eukaryota; Fungi; Ascomycota; Leotiomycetes; Helotiales; Hyaloscyphaceae
Exons: 1
Coding region: 1-1473 (490 amino acids)
Source: RefSeq, a predicted model, not a curated record
AUGCCGCUACUUACGAAGAUGGGUUCUUUGAGGGAAGAUGGCCAGGAGCAGCACUCUGUCCUUCUUCAACAACAGAUCGGGGAAGUGAGGGAACAGACAGUUCAGGAUAGCGGGUACGAAUAUUUUGAGGAAUACGACCAAGAGGAGUGCGAUGAUUCGGACAUGGAGGGCAGUAUAAUUCAUCGUGGGCGGCCCAAAAAGCCUGUCAAGCCUCCGGUUGUGCCUCAACGGAGCGAGAAGAGGGCUUCGAGACUGUUGGAGAACGUCAUGCUUGAGCUGCAGAAUCUGGAUGGGUCGAGACAGAAGGAGGAAGACAAGAUAUCGCUCGUUCACGAGUCAGAUCCUCAUGAACUAUACCUUUCGAGCGAGGAAGAUGCUUCCUUCUCAGACGACAACGACGACUCACCCACCGACUUCGAAGAAGGCACCAGCUCGGAAGACGCAAAAGCAACACGGGCAUCCUCGCCGAGAGCCUCAAGCAGGAAAUCACAAGAAGACACUGCGAGAGUAGUAUCCUUCACCAGCGUUGGCAAACCCCAAAUUGUCGAGAUCAACGUCCCAAAUACCUCUCCCUCCACCGCCAACAAAAGAAUUACUCUCAAGCUCGAAACACUUACCUCCUCCCACACGCCCACAUCCUCACUACAGAAAUCAACACGAAGACCAACACCUCUAAAGCUCCACCCCACCUUGAGAAGAAUGUCAAUUUCCAGCGUUACUUCCCUCUACUCGCCCCCUCCGUCCAGCACAACAGCAGUCCCCUAUGCAGCAUCAACAACGAGCCUUUCCCUCAUGCCUUCCAACACCAACACCUCCUUAGCACCACGAAAGUCCUCCCGCCUAGCAUCGAACCUCACCUCGCUCGUCACGAACACGAAAAACUCCUUCCAAUCCGCUUCCCAAAGCGCACACACCUUCCUAAACUCCGAUCCCUUCGCUACUCCUACCUCUACCACAUCGACAUCAUACAUCCCGCUGUCGAAGAAUACCAACAACAACAAUGUUGGAGAGGAGAGGGAGGAACAGACGCCCAAAACUCCAACACGGUGGGGUGCGAGCUUCCUGAGCAAGGCACGCAAACCAAGUAUGCCAAAGAUCUCACUCGCAUACACAGCGGGCGUCAUCAGACCCCGCGAAAACUCUGAGGCCUCGGCAUCAAUGCUCAACCUCUCUAUUGCUGCUACCGAGUCAGAAAAGGAGAAAGCUACAAGCGAGCCAAUCGAGACCGCUGAGUCAGAUCGCGAACCUCUCCGUAUAUCCACCUCCCUUCCUCGAACCUCCUCCUUAGAGAGUAAGAAGGUGGAGGCAGGGGAGAAGGUGAGGUACGAGGAUAUCAUCAAGGGUGCGGGAGAGCUUGUUCGCUCUCCUACGUCGAUACCGACGCCGAAGGAGAGACGCACGAUCGCUUUCGGCAAGCUAGUGAGAACGAAGAGUUGGAAGGGGAAGGGAGCGAGGCCGCAGAUGUCUACUUGA